Messenger RNA from Glycine soja, 1740 nucleotides. RefSeq names its product AP2-like ethylene-responsive transcription factor At2g41710. The record is from RefSeq and is a predicted model, not a curated record. Gene Ontology annotation, molecular function: DNA-binding transcription factor activity; DNA binding. Gene Ontology annotation, biological process: regulation of DNA-templated transcription. NCBI's taxonomy places the organism in Eukaryota, Viridiplantae, Streptophyta, Magnoliopsida, Fabales, Fabaceae. Bases 141 to 1397 code for a protein of 418 amino acids. The transcript is spliced from 9 exons.
GUUUUCCCCCUCUCACUCACUCAACUUCACUCCAUUCCACUCCGAACCAAAAACAAACAACUCAUCUUCCCAAAUUCAAAUCACACACUCUUUUCUCUCUGUCUCUGAGAUUAGAGUUAGGGUUUGUGUUUAGUUCGAUCAUGGCUUCGUCUUCCUCCGAUCCAGGAAAGUCCGCGGAGACGUCGGAGGCGGCGGUGGUGGUGGCGAACGACCAGCUCUUGCUCUACAGAGGAUUGAAGAAGGCCAAGAAGGAGAGAGGUUGCACGGCCAAAGAGCGCAUCAGCAAAAUGCCUCCGUGCGCCGCCGGCAAACGCAGUUCCAUAUACCGCGGCGUCACGAGGCACAGGUGGACUGGUCGUUAUGAAGCGCAUCUUUGGGAUAAGAGUACGUGGAACCAAAAUCAGAAUAAGAAGGGAAAGCAAGUUUACUUGGGGGCGUAUGAUGACGAGGAAGCAGCGGCUAGAGCAUAUGAUCUUGCUGCUCUCAAAUAUUGGGGUCCUGGGACUCUCAUUAACUUUCCUGUGACGGAUUAUACAAGAGAUCUUGAAGAAAUGCAGAAUGUGUCAAGAGAAGAGUACCUUGCAUCUUUACGGCGGAAGAGCAGUGGUUUUUCAAGAGGACUAGCAAAAUAUCGUGGACUCUCCAGUCGAUGGGAUCCAUCGUAUGGCCGUAUGUCUGGAUCUGAUUACUUCAAUAGCAUGCAUUAUGGUGCAGGGGAUGAUUCUGCAGCAGAAAGUGAAUAUGUAAGUGGUUUCUGCAUAGAAAGAAAGAUUGAUUUAACAAGUCACAUCAAAUGGUGGGGAUCUAAUAAGAGUAGACAUUCUGAUGCUGGGACAAGAUUAUCAGAAGAAAAGAAACUUGGUUCUGCUGGAGAUAUUUGCAUUGAAAUUAAGCAAUUGGAGCAGAAAGUUCAACCUACAGCACCUUACCAGAUGCCACAGUUAGGAAGGCCCCAAAAUGAGAAAAAGCAUAGAAGUUCUUCAGUUUCUGCCUUAAGUAUCUUGUCACAAUCUGCUGCUUACAAGAGCUUGCAAGAGAAAGCGUCGAAGACACUGGAAAAUAUCAUAGAUAAUGAUGAGAAUGAAAACAAAAAUACAAUCAACAAGUUGGAUCAUGGCAAGGCAGUUGAGAAACCAUCAAAUCAUGACGGAGGCAAUGACCGGCUUGACAUUGCAACGGGAAUGAGUGGAACAAUGUCUCUUCAAAGAAAUGUUUACCCAUUGACACCAUUCUUGUCUGCACCACUUUUAACAGCCUACAAUACUGUUGAUCCAUUGGUAGAUCCUGUUCUCUGGACAUCUCUUGUUCCCAUGCUUCCUGCUGGCCUUUCUCAUACAGCUGAGGUUACAAAGACAGAGACCAGUUCAACGUACACGAUGUUUCGGCCAGAGGAAUGAAUGGUUGGGCAUUUGGAUUUCCAAUUGAAGAAGAAAGGCUCAAAGGCAAGCAUCUGAAAGCUGAGCUUGUAUCGAACAAAGAACAGAAUAUAGGUCUGAAGUGCUCAACCAGGUCUAAGAAUUCUCCCAUGGCUUUUUUUUGCAAGAUUACAUGGGUUAUAGAGGUCAGAGAAAAGAAAAAUAUUACAAUGGUUUUACAUCGAUGAUAAAUAUAGAAUUAGCACGAAUCUUGUCCUUUUAUGUUGGAUAUGUAUCAGUUAACAUCUCUAUCAUGUAUAUCAGUAUAUGCAGUCAGAGAUAAAUUUUAGUAAUAAAAAGUAAAGAGUUAGAUAAAUUUUGAAUU